AUGCAACUAAAAGCGCCAAGUAUAAAAUAUAGAACUGAAAAGAAAAGCAGUUCAGUAUCAGUAGAAAAUGUCAACCUAGAUUUUAUUCCUUAUACUUGCCAUUACGAUGAAGAAACUAUAUUAACGAAGCAGGGAGAACUAUUAAAAAUAAUCAAGCUAGAAGACUAUUCUUCUGCUAAUAACUAUAGUGAUCUAAGAACUGAGAUUAGAAAAAGUAUAUCAAGGAAUAUCAAUAAUCAAAACUUUACUGUUUGGAUUCAUACUGUUAGAAAGCAUGAUGCGAUUGAUUUGCAUUGGAAUAAAACUAAAGAUUUUUCUGACCAGUUGCAUUCAAGUUGGUUUAAUAAACUUACUGAUAGUAAAUUACAGUACGUCAAUGAGUUGUAUGUGGUCAUAUUGAUUAGUAACUUUAGUGAGCGUAUCAAGAAUUCGUUGUUUUUUAACCAUAUAAAAAACAAGCGCAAGCUAUCCUUACAUGAAAGGCAUCAAAAGUUACAGAAAGUAGUAAACUUAAUUAAAGGUGAUUUAGAACCCUUUGGCGCUAAAAGCUUAGGUCUAAGGUUUCAUCGGGAUAAAAUAUAUUCUGAAGUGACAGAAUUUCUUCACUAUAUUGUUACAUUAACGCACAAGGAAUAUUCAAUAUCUGAACAUGAUCUAUCACAGCACGUGAGAUAUCUUAAAAUAGCCUUCGGUUUUAACGUAUUUCAAACAGUUUUUGAAGGGCAGCAAAGAUUCGGUGCUAUCUUUAGUAUGAAAGAAUAUCGUGAAAUUCCCUUAAGUAACAUAGAUAGGUGUUUACAACUCGACUCUGAGUUAAUUGUGACAGAAAUCAUGAUAUUCAUUAAUAAAACAACAAAAGAAUUUAAAAAGCAAAUUAAUAUGUUACAGAUUAGUGAGGAUAAUAAUUUACUUAGAAAUUCAGGAAUAGAAGAGAUGCUAAAGCUUGAAGAAGAUACCAAUAUAAAUUUUUGUCAACAAAAAAUCAUUUUUACAUUGCUUGCAGAAAGCAGGGAAAAGUUAUCUAAAAGCAUUAUUGAUUUAUCAUCUACGAUGUCAACUAUUGGCUUGAUGACAUACAGAACAGAUUUGCAUAUGGAAAAUCAUUUCUGGGCACAACUUCCUGGUAAUUUUGCCUUUGUCACGCAACCAAAAAGCAUUUUGAUAAAAUAUGCUUGCAGUUUUGCUAUGUUACAUGAUUUUACAUCAGGAAUGUUAAGAGGAGGUAGGUGGAAAGAAGCAAUAACGGUUUUUUUUUCAAAAAAGGGAAAUCCAUACUUCUUUGAUUUUCAUGGAAGAAAAAAUAAUGGCCAUACUACUAUACUUGGGUCUCAGAAUUCAGGCAGAACUUCACUGAUUAAUUUUUUACUAUCUGAAUCAAGAAAGUUUAAUCCAAGAAUCAUGAUAUUGGAUAAUACCGGAAAAUCAAUAAUUUUCACUAAAGCAGUAGGUG
This is a messenger RNA of Cinara cedri, 1450 nucleotides long. The record is from the annotation of a GenBank genome assembly. Lineage: Eukaryota; Metazoa; Arthropoda; Insecta; Hemiptera; Aphididae.